Theobroma umbraticum is the source of this 1260-nucleotide messenger RNA. Its product is annotated as protein neprosin-like. NCBI's taxonomy places the organism in Eukaryota, Viridiplantae, Streptophyta, Magnoliopsida, Malvales, Malvaceae. The record is from RefSeq and is a predicted model, not a curated record.
AUGAGAACUGGUUUUUUGUAUUCUCCUAGGUUUGAAGCCAUGGUUAUUCUCUUGGGGUUAACACUUUGUAAUGUGCUUGGGGAGGGUGACUUGGGCUUAGCUAGACUGAAGAUUGUGGAAGGAAGAAAAGGAAACAACCCCGGAAGGCAUGCAGUGAAAUCCAUUCAGAGUGAAGAUGGUGACAUUAUAGAUUGCAUUGACAUUUACAAGCAGCCUGCGUUGGAUCAUCCUGCUUUGAGGAAUCACAUCAUCCAGAUGACGCCAAGUUAUAACCCAACUAUGGAGGAAACUCCAGCGAGUGAACAAUCUUCCAGGAUUAUGACAUCUCAACUAUGGCAGAAAAGUGGAAGCUGCCCGAAAGGAACAAUCCCAGUUCGCAGAACCCGGAAUAAAGGGCUAUUAUCCGACUCUGGGGAAGGCCAUUCGAAGAAGAAACCAAGCUAUAAACCUGUUAAGGAGCCAAGCAAUAAGGAGACUCCAUUAUCCCUUCAACAAAUAAACCAAGUGAAUCACUCGAAGGCAAUAUUGCUAACAGCAGGGUAUAAUUAUGCUGGGGUCAAAGGAGACAUCAAAGUCUGGAAUCCUCAUGUUGAAUCUGAUGAUGAAUACAGUACAUCUAGAAUCAGCCUCAGAAAUGGCCCUUACUUUGAUUUUGAGUGCGUUGAAUCUGGAUGGGCGGUGAACCCGACUGUCUACGGAGACAGACAAACUCGAUUAUAUGUGUACUGGACUGCUGAUGCAUCAAACUCAACAGGUUGUUUUGAUGUGACUUGCCCGGGCUUUGUUCAAAUUAGCAAUGAAAUUGCUCUUGGAGCAGCAAUUUAUCCUAUCUCAGUCUUCGGCGGGCUCCCAUAUCAGAUAACUCUCUUCAUGUUUAAGGAUCCCAAAACAAGCAAUAUAUGGGUGCAGUAUGGAGAAAAAACCAACAUAGGGUAUUGGCCAAGAACCUUGUUUACAAGAUUGAGUCAGGGUGCAGAAUCCGCAGAGUGGGGAGGCGAUGUCUACAGCUCCAAGUUAAGGCGCUCUCCCCAUACAAAAACAGCCAUGGGUAAUGGAAGAUUUCCUGAUUAUAUCACUGGCAAUUCAGGAUUCGUGAAAAGAAUGCGAGUACUUGACAUCUCUUAUAACUUGAAGUUCCCAGAGUGGGUGGGUAGCCAAGUGGAUGAAUACAACUGCUAUCGUUCGACAUAUGUUGGAGAUUACAUUGAAGAUCCUGAAUUCUAUUUUGGGGGCCCAGGCAGGAAUCUCAUGUGCCCUUAA